Copidosoma floridanum is the source of this 3077-nucleotide messenger RNA. RefSeq names its product A-kinase anchor protein spoonbill (gene spoon). NCBI's taxonomy places the organism in Eukaryota, Metazoa, Arthropoda, Insecta, Hymenoptera, Encyrtidae. Gene Ontology annotation, molecular function: RNA binding. The record is from RefSeq and is a predicted model, not a curated record.
GUUGCGAAGAGCGCGUGUACCGCCCGUUCGCGUGCUCACGUGGAUUGGUAAUAAGUACUUAUCUUGUAAUUAUAGUUAUCGUCCGCGAUUGAUUAAAAAAACCCAAGAUUCACCCAAGCUGAUUGACGAUACUCCAAAGGGCAGAAGAAUAAUAAUAAGAGAAAGAGUGCGAGAGAUCAGUGUGUGGAAGGCAGCCUUCAUCCCUUCAUCGUCAACGAAUAGAACCCCGUAUUCCCCGAGUCUUCGCAGCAGUUGGAGCGGCACCAGCAAAACCUAACCCAAAGAGCAGCGCCGAGUGCACACGGCAGCGAUAGAAAAAAAAAAAAUCAAAAAAAUAGAGUAACAUAGCGGGUAGUUUGGCGCUCGUCGUAUUUGAGUAACGGAUCCAACCGUGGACGGCAGACAUGUCGCUCGGCCAGGUGCAGCUCGUGAGGUGGAGCCUACCGGCGCUCGCUCUGAUUCUUGGUCUUUUAUGGUACAAACGUCGACGCGUGGAUCGAGUUGAUCCAGGUGGGCCCACCGCUCCGACGAGCUCCCCCAAAGCUGACAAAGCCUCGUCCGUCAAACUGAACGCCGUCGAGCCCGUCAAGCCAAACACCAUUCCAGCCUCGGCGGUCAAACAGUGCGACUCUGGCAUCCACAGCGACGAUUCUCUCAACACCAGUGGCGACUCACCCGUUAGUAGCACCAGCAGCCUUACCCCCCGCAAGGUCAGCGAGAGUCUCGACAUACCCGGCAGAUCGUCGUCCAGUCUUGCCCAACCGUCGGUAUCAGUAGCUGCGUUCUCGCAGGUGCCCUGGUACGAGGACGAAGAGGAGGUCCAGGAAGAAGAAGAGGUGGUCAAAGUGGAGCAGAACCACUCUCUCUUGUCUAAGAGCCGCUCCUCGGCUGAGCUCAUAGCGAACGGCAUUGCCAUGAAGGAGAGCAAGCGAGAGCAGAAACGUCAGCAGAGGCAGGCCAAGAUCGUCGUUGCCAAUGGCACGCCCCAGCUCCAGGAGUUCGACCGAACCCCCGACCUUGUCGAGGCUUCUCCUCUUCCUCCUCCUGUUGUUGAUGCCGUUGCCGACGAUCCGCCGGCAGUAAUCGAGGAUCAACCGUUGACCAACAACAAGAACCAUGACAAGGAGAGCCAGCAGCCGACGGACAACGAGAGUCAGACCAGCAGCAACAGCGAGCAGCCGGCGAGCACGACUCAGAAUAGCCAAGUCCUGUCGGAGAGGGAUUCGGCGAAUCACAGUCCCGUUUCUGCUGUCCUCGAAGGUAGCGUCACCGACGAGGCCAGGAGCGAAGGCGAAGGCGAAGGCAGCACCGACAGCGGAAACGGUGGUAGCAUCAACGGUGGCCGCAGCAGGGAGGACAACAGCCGCACUUUCUAUGAGUUCUUGAUCCCGACGAAGCUCGUAGGUAAACUCAUAGGCCGCGGGGGUCGUUUCCUUGAGCACGUGCGCAACGAGGCUGACGUGAAACUGGCGGUAAAGCGCCAUCAGACCGAUCGCGACUACCAGCUCUGCACUAUAGACGGCACACCCGAGAACAUCACCGUCGCCCUCGACAUCAUCCGCAGACACUUUCCCGAGAAGACAUAUCCAUACCUUACCCUCGAACAGAUCGUCUACGACGAGAUAGUCGUUCCAAAUGAGAUCGCCUGGAUGCCGGAGCUUAUUCAGCUGUCGCUCGUCGAAGGCGUCAACAACGAUGUGUUUGUGUGUCAAAUCGUCACGCCGAACCAUUUCUUCAUCCAGCUGCACACCCAUCCGACUUACCCGUCCCUGCGGAUUCUCACGCAGAGGAUGACCCAAGAGUACAAUACGGUCGAGUCGCCAUUGGUGCCCGAGCCGCUUACCAAGGGCAUGAUUGUGGCGGCCAAAUUUUUCGACCAAUGGAUGAGAGUUUGUAUUGAGGAGCCAGACCCACAAAAAGAGCAAACCUUGGUUCGUCUAGUUGAUCAUGGUGGUUAUUACACGUGUAGCAAUGCAGAUAUGAGGUCUCUCCGGUUAGACUACCUCUGUCUGCCUUUCCAAGCAAUCGAAGUAUACUUGGCUAAUGUACAACCAAAAGGAGAAUGGACGCAAGAAGCGUUUGACGUGGUAUCACAACUCACCAGUAGCAGAGUAGGCCAAGCACAAAUAGUAGGCUAUGAUGAAUUCAACACAUAUAUCAAUUUGUACUACAAUAUUCACAGACUCGGUUUCCUUUCCGUAGCUGAGGAACUGAAAGCUCGAGGUUUAGCUGUAGAAACGCCUGUUAUAGAAGAGGUAAUAUCACAGGAAGUAUUGCCCACUGCGUGAAAAUCUAAAAAUCGAAAACCAAGCGAUCGUCUUUGUUUGCGUUUUUGAUGGAAGAAUCUACAAGAAUAAAAAUAGAUGUGUGACAUUAUGCGUGUGAGUGAACGAAUCAUUACUGUUGAUGAGUAAGUGAAAGAAAAAAAAUGAGAUAUUUUUUUUGUGAUUUAUACGUUUCUAAAUAAUUUGUAAAGGUAUGUUUACGUUAGCUAAACUCUUGUUAAUAGUUGAAACAUGAAAAAUAAUGUCCUAUUGUUUUGACGCAUUUUUCAGACCCAUUGCUCGGACGCAAUUAUAGAUGAUUUAUUAUUGCAUUUCCACAAAUGCCGCAUUUUUUUGCCUUUAUUUAAUAUUUUUUUUUUAUUACAAAAAAUUGAGAAAAAAUCAUUAAAAAAAAAAAAAAAAAUCUUCAAACUGAUCAUUACUUACGUUCUGUAGAUUCAGGACAUAUUUAGUGUAAAUAUACGUAAGUGAAACGGAAUUAUAGUUUUAAAAAAUGAGCUGCUGUUGCUUGUAAAGAAAAAAUUUUUGAUGUGAUAAGCAGUGAAAUUUUUUUAGAUCAAUGUAGUUAAAACAUAAUCUUAAAAUAAUUAUUUUUGAAGUUCAAUGUGAUCCUAUUAUCUUUCAGUUGUAAGCUGACUACAUUUUAUUAUUCCAUUCAACCCCGAUUUUCAUACAGUGAUUGUGCUAUCAUAUUGUAGACGUUUAAAAGCUGUUUAAGUUAUCUAAUGCUGUUAUUAUCAUAUUUUUUUUCUUAUCGUGAAAAAUUUUAGUUGUAACAUAGUUAUGAUGAUA